This is a messenger RNA of Trifolium pratense (red clover), 576 nucleotides long. Its product is annotated as dirigent protein 15. The record is from RefSeq and is a predicted model, not a curated record. The transcript has a single exon. Bases 1 to 576 code for a protein of 191 amino acids. NCBI's taxonomy places the organism in Eukaryota, Viridiplantae, Streptophyta, Magnoliopsida, Fabales, Fabaceae.
AUGGAGAACAAAUCAAUCCUCAUAGUUUUAGCUCUUUUUUUAUGCAGCAUCACAAUUCCAGUGCAUUCUGAAUACCAUUCAGAAAGAAGCAUACACAGUCUUCAUCUAAAGGAAAAAGUAACACAGCUUCAUUUCUACCUUUUCGACAUUCUAAGUGGAAACAAACCAUCAGCAGUACAAAUUGCACAACCAAACACAACCAUUGGAUCAAAAUCAGCAGUCCCAUUUGGUCACUUAUAUGCAUUUGAUGAUCCCUUAAGAGAGGGUCCAAAUGCCAGUUCAAAAGUGAUUGGAAAUGCACAAGGACUUUAUUUAUCUUCGAGUCAACAAAGUGAAAAUUUUACGAUUGUUAUGUACGCUGAUAUUGCUUUUACGACAGGGAAAUUUAAAGGUAGUUCGAUUAGUGUUUUUUCGAGGAAUCCUGUUACUGAACCGGUUCGUGAAUUGGCUGUUGUUGGCGGAAGAGGUAAAUUUAGAAUGGCUAGAGGUUUUGUUCAUGUUAAGAGUCAUUAUAUUGAUUACAAAACUGGUGAUGCCAUUCUAGAUUAUCAUGUUACUGUGCUUCAUUACCAUUAG